ACCACUUCCAUUUACCCAAAAAAUAUUACUAGAACACUUUCGAAAUCGAACAUGGGCUCCGGCACGGUCGGAAUGGCACCGCCGCCGGGCUUUAUCCCCGGAACGGUCCACUUGGUUGAUCUUGAGGGCACGAUGGCCUCGCGGCAUGCUGAGGGAAGCGGAAGAGACAUUGUCUUGAUUCCAACACCAUCAAAUGACCCUGAUGACCCAUUGAAUUGGAGCCCCCGUAGAAAGUAUCAGCUCCUUGCAUGCAUUUGUGUGUAAGUCAAUUCCAGUGGACAAUGCAUCUGCACGCUUUCUUCCAAGCUAAUUCAAUGGCACUAUAUUGCAGGUACUGCCUCGCAGUGGGAAUCGCAUCGGCCGCGAUCUACUCUGUUCUCGUGCCGAUAUCCACCGCGACCGGUCUGACCCUGGCAGACUUGAACUCCGGAACUGGGUACAUGUUUCUGGCAUUUGGCUGGGGUUGUCUGGUAUGGCAACCACUUGCCCAGAAGUUCGGCAAACGGCCCGUGUACCUGUUUACUCUGUUAGGGAGUAUGGCCAUCAUGCUGUGGGCUCCAUAUGCUACCACCAGCAGUAAUUGGAUUGCGAACAAAGUUUUGCAAGGAUGGAUCGGAGCCCCUAUAGAGUCUCUUUGCGAGAUCUCCAUUGCUGACGUGUGGUUCACACACGAGAGAGGUACUUACAUGGGCUUUUAUGCCCUGUUCUUAGUGGGGAGUAACUUCCUCGCACCAGUCAUUGCCGGAUUCGUGAAUGACGGCCAAGGCUGGGAAUGGGUUCUACACUGGUGUGCCAUAUUCUGCGGAGCUGGCUUCGUUAUAUGUUUCUUCUUCAUGGAAGAGACCAACUACCAGCGGAUGGACGUGUUGGCAGCGGAACCCUAUCAAGUAGACUACACACCAUCAGCAUUCGAGAAAGGGUCCAAAGAUCCAUCCGACUCGGAUCGAGUCGCCCCUGUCCAGACGCCCCCCAGCCCUGAACCGAUAAUGACGAAAAAGACGUACCUCGACAAGCUCAAAAUGUUCAGAAACAAAGACAUCAACCACCACGCGUCGCUUGUAGAGAUGGUGGUCAGGCCAUUUCUUUACUUUCAAUUCCCAUCAAUCGUAUUCGCCGGCUUCAUGUACGGAGCUGUCGUUUGUUACUUCAAUGUUUUGAACGGGACUGCAUCGUUGAUCUUAUCGAGCUCGCCUUACAACUUUAGAUCAAGCAUUGUCGGACUAUCGUACAUAUCCUGUUUGAUCGGAGUCGGCAUUGGAACAGUGUACUCCGGGCUGUUCGGCGACAAGUUCGUCAUCUGGAAAGCGCGCCGUAACAAUGGAAUCAUGGAACCUGAGUUUCGUUUGUGGCUUUUCACGGCGCUGUUGAUCUGCAUCCCAGGUGCGCUUCUCCUCUGGGGAGUUGGGGCUGCACAUGAAGUCCACUGGUUUGGCCUGGUUUUUGCAAUGGGAGUCUUCGGUGCUGCCAUCACUGCCGGCAGCCAGCUUUCAAUAAGCUACUGCAUUGACUGCUAUAAGGAGCUGGGUGAAGACGCCAUUGUCACCGUCAUCCUAAUCCGCAACACCAUGUCUUUUGCUGUUUCCUAUGGUAUCACCCCUUGGGUAGAAAAUAUGGGGUAUCAAAACGCAUUUCUAGUUGCUGCGUUUGCUGCCAUGGCACAGAUAUCGUCCUACUUCGCCAUGAUCAAAUGGGGACGGCAGAUUCGUGCAGCGAGUGUAGCCCGCUAUUGGAAAUACUGUCAAAAAGAGUAGAGAUGUUAAGAAAGCAAUGAGCACAAGACGGAGAAAGAGAAAUAGACUUGUACUAUUAAUACCAGGCUUGCAAGUAUAUUGAGGAAAGAACGGAUGUAAGGACCCCACCGUCGUCGUACGAGGUUUAUAAAUUGCGUCGAUUGUGCAUUUAUCAAUAAAGACGUUCCACAAGACCAAAGCGAGUUUCUAGUGCUUAUGCUUAUUUCUGGGCCCGUUGGUCUCAACUGGCUUCAGCACCGCCUACGACUCAAUGAGGUUAG
Messenger RNA from Colletotrichum godetiae, 2011 nucleotides. RefSeq names its product major facilitator superfamily domain-containing protein. Gene Ontology annotation, cellular component: plasma membrane. Lineage: Eukaryota; Fungi; Ascomycota; Sordariomycetes; Glomerellales; Glomerellaceae. Gene Ontology annotation, biological process: transmembrane transport. The record is from RefSeq and is a predicted model, not a curated record. Bases 249 to 1751 code for a protein of 500 amino acids. Gene Ontology annotation, molecular function: transmembrane transporter activity. The transcript is spliced from 7 exons.